GUCUGCUUUAAUCAAAAUAUCUCGCUAAGCGGAAUUUCUACCAGGCGGUCUGCCCCCUUUGUGCCAAAGUAUUCUCUCCUCCACAACAUUAUCUCCAGUAUUCCUCCUCUCGUUAUACUAGAGCAGACGAACCACCAGAUCAUCCCUUGUAUCUGCCUCUAUUAAUUACUCUGCCAAUCCAUCACCAUCAUCAUGUCAGGCCACACAAAUGGACACGCUGCGUCGGCGUCGAAUCCGAAUACCCUCAAGUUCUUUGAGGACUUUGGUAUCUGGAAGGAAGCUCCAAUCUUGACUGGUAGCACCAAGUUCGAGCCUCUGCCAGAUGUGAAGAAUAUUAUGAUCACUGGAGGUGCUGGCUUCAUAUGGAGUGCAUGCUGGCUCGUACGACAUCUUACUCUGACUUACCCCAAUGCGUACAACAUUGUCUCUUUCGACAAGCUCGAUUACUGCUCCUCCCUUAACAACACGCGGGCGCUCAACGACAAGCGCAAUUUCACCUUCUACCAUGGCGACAUCACAAAUCCGUCGGAGGUUAUGGACUGCUUGACCAGACACAACAUUGAUACCAUAUUUCACUUCGCCGCGCAAUCCCACGUCGAUUUAAGUUUCGGUAACUCAUACGCCUUCACACACACAAAUGUGUACGGAACACACGUAUUGCUGGAGAGUGCCAAGAAGCACGGAAUCAAGAAGUUCAUCCAUAUAUCCACCGAUGAGGUUUAUGGAGAGGUCAGAGAUGAUGCGGAUGAUCUGUUGGAAACCAGCAUUCUCGCUCCUACCAACCCAUAUGCCGCAAGCAAGGCUGCCGCCGAAAUGCUUGUUCACUCUUACCAGAAGAGUUUCAAGCUGCCUGUAAUCAUUGUGCGAAGUAACAAUGUUUAUGGUCCUCACCAGUACCCCGAGAAGAUUAUCCCCAAGUUCAGCUUGUUGCUCCACCGCGGGCAACCAGUUGUUCUCCACGGAGAUGGAACUCCCACGAGACGAUACCUCUUUGCUGGCGACGCCGCAGAUGCAUUCGACACGAUUCUCCACAAGGGCCAGAUGGACCAAAUCUAUAACGUGGGCUCAUACGACGAGAUCUCCAAUUUGACUUUGUGCUCAAAACUCCUUACAUACCUGGACAUUCCCCACAGCACCCAAGAGGAGCUUCACAAGUGGGUCAAGCACACAAUUGAUCGUCCUUUCAACGAUCACCGAUAUGCUGUAGAUGGAACCAAGCUGAGACAGCUUGGAUGGGAGCAGAAGACCAGCUUCUCGGCAGGCAUGGCCAUCACGGUUGACUGGUACAAGAGGUUUGGUGAGAAGUGGUGGGGUGAUAUCACCAAAGUUCUUACUCCAUUCCCAACUGUUGCCGGAACCGAUGUCAUUGCCAGCGAAGAGCCAGUUGAGAACAUUAACGAUGAUAUGCUUGUGGACAGUGACGACAAGAUGACCCUGGCAAAGAAGAGGAAGAUCGAUGGUUCCACAGCGCAAGCAGUGCAGGCUUAGGUGUUCACAAAAAAAGACAGUUUGGUUUUGCAUGGACGUUUUGGUCGGGUACAACCACAUUUAAUUUGAGCAUGUG
Molecule: messenger RNA, 1564 nt
Organism: Mollisia scopiformis
Lineage: Eukaryota; Fungi; Ascomycota; Leotiomycetes; Helotiales; Mollisiaceae
Product: putative rhamnose biosynthetic enzyme 2
Exons: 4
Coding region: 193-1488 (431 amino acids)
Biological process (GO): nucleotide-sugar metabolic process
Molecular function (GO): dTDP-glucose 4,6-dehydratase activity
Source: RefSeq, a predicted model, not a curated record